GAAAGCGGCACGGAGGAGAGAGGAAUGCUGCAGCUUUUAUCGUGCGGAAGUUCUUUCUUCUUCGGUCGCAGCUUGAUGCAGUCGCGAGUACAGGCAGCGUAGCUUUGGAAAGGAAUUCGUUUCGCCGUCUAUGAACGAACGAGCGUUAGUGGUUAGACUUUACAACUUCAGACUAUCCUUCACCUCUUCUUCUAAGAGCAAUCUUUAUUGUGAGUAAUUUCUCACUUGUAUGAUGGAUUUCGACCCUCCCUCCUGAUCAUCAUAACCGAGGACAGAGUCUAUCUGCCUGUUUAGUUCUUCGCGCAAGCUUCUACCUCCUCUUCACCGGUUCCGGUUUCCGGCACACCAUGUUCUCCGGAAAGUUUUUCCGGGGAAUGAAGGAGUCCCUCUUCGGAGUGCCAAAGAGAAGCAGUACUUUCGAUUCGGAGCGGGGGCAGCUCUCGGACUAUGACCGGUUCAUCUCGACGGUGCUCAGCACCACCCAGGACUUCCAAAUGAGUUUCCAGAAGCUUGCCACGCUACAUGACAACCUUUUUCAGGUAGGCAAAAUGGGUAUAGCAGGCUUAAUUUUUCUUGACAUUGUGCGCCGGCAUAGGAUUAGAUGGAAAGAGAUUUAGAUCGGAACAAUCCAUCUGGGUCCCAGUAGGUAGUAUCGACCAGCAUUCAUUGCUGCUCUUCGUGUCCUUAGAAUACAAACAAAAAGUUGUGUUUUCAAUGUACGGUUUGAAUACCGAAAAACACGCGUUCCGAAUUUGUUUUCAGCUUUGCGAUUCGCUGUACCCGGUGGGACUUCCCGCAAGAAACCAUGUCGUUUCUAUCAAGGACCUGCUUGAGAUUUUUGCGCAGCGCUACCAAAAAGCGGAAGAAGUGGUAUUUUAUUUUUUGCGUGGGUCUUCUUGUUCUGGUGCCAGAAAGCGGCUGUUGGUACUUACGACGCACGAAAUUUCAAGAAUCUUCAAACAAGACCGGCGGCGUUGCAUUUUUUAAGGCGAAAAAUUCGUUGGGUGGAAAGCAGAGAGUUGAUACCAAAAAAACUACACCGCAGCUUUCGCGAAUCCGGGAUGUGGCGGGACAGGCCUCCCAGCGGAACCAAGUAAUAUUUGGCUCGCUGGACUCCAUGGAUCGCCUCACCAGCCUCUUGGACCACUACGAGGAAAAGCUGCGGAAACUGCGGGAUCAACUCCAAAAUGCCCAGAGAGACAACAACCACCGACUGUAUCCACUUGAUGUGAUAGAUCCGUUUUUUCGAUGUAGUUGUUUGGAAGGGUAGUCACAAUUUGUGUUGUUUAGGUCCCCUUUGCUGAUGCAUGGAGGUAUUAGCAAUUUUGUCCAGUUCGAAGGCGCACGCGAGUGCUUGCCACGUUUCCAGCAUGCACGUGUAAAACAGUUCUUGGUGGACAUGUUGUCCACCUCAACCCUGCAGUGAAAAUAAACGUUGAAAGUGGUCGCACCAACAUCCGUCUCUGAAGCGAAGAACUUGAACUGUGACACAAUCUUCUAUCAGGGUCGAAAGCCUGACGACGAAGAUCAUUCGGAACGAGGGCAAGCGGAACGGACACAAGCAGAACCUGGAUAAGAUCACGCGCGAUGUUAAUUUCGACAUCCACGAGAUCAUCGAGAAUCGCAUCAACUCGGCGAGUCACCUAAUCGCCGAGCUCGCGGAGCUGUACUCCGUGGCGUUUUCGGACCUGCAGAACGUGCUGGACCUUCUACGGGAACAGUCGGCCCUCCUCCGCAUCAAGGGUGCCGGUCGUGACAGCACUGCGUCCUCCCCGGCGGCGCGGCCGGCCGCUCCCGGGGAUCAAGGCUCGUCCGGAAGUCCGAAUUUUCAGCCCGCCGCGCGGAGCCCGGUACAGCAGGCGGGGAUGCGCCCCGCGGGAAGCGUGCCACCCCCGGUUGGAUUCGGCAGCGACAGCUACAUGAAUAAUCGGUCGAACUACAGUCCGCAGGGCCAAGCCGGGCCCGGUUUCGGCGGCGGCCCGGCGCCGUCUUCCGGCGUACCCCCACCGGCCGCUUCCGCGGUGCAGCCACCCACGGCCUACAGCAACCUGAACCCGCCGCCGCAGCAACCGGGGGGCGGAGGAGCUGCGGGGUCCUCCUCCGCGCCGCCUUACUACGGGGCCGCGGGUAGAGCGGCCAACCUGGGGAGUUCGAGCAGCAGUUACGCGGGACCGCCCUCUUCGUCCGACUACUAUGCAAAUGUGGACGCCUACAAUCCGCCCGCACCACCACAGUACGGAGCGCCGCCUUCGCAGCAGUUGAACUAUUCGCGUCCGCCCGCGGCCGGCAACGGGCAGUUCGCGGCACCUCCGCCGAUGCCCGGGCCGGCCCCCCGAGGAGAUUCGAACGCAGCCUCCUCCCGCGGAAUGGGGUCUUACAGCAUACAGCCGCCGCCCGAAACGCCGCAGACGCGCGCCGGCGGAGGCACACCGCAGCUGCUGCCCGGGGCAGAGGGCGACACUUCGGUGACACGCAAAAAGAAGAAGAAACGGGAAGAAGAGGAGGAUUGGGGGGGUUUCUAAAUGUACUACGUAUAAUCGUGAUGGUAGGAGAUCGCGCCUUACUAAGAAUGUCGAUCAGACCUGAACAAUCUAAUGCCUGCGCACACGCAUUCUGAGAAUACAGCGAGCCUUUUGAUGAUGGUCUGUGAGCUGGUGUGAAGAUUUGUAGAACGAGGUUGAUCAUCAUCAUCCAAGAGUGUUCGCUGCUACCAGCAGCCACUCGGUUCGCUUGCGGCAUCUAAGUUUUUCUGUCAACACCAUUGGCGCUCGUUUUUGUUGUGGUGGUGAACAAAUCGUUCUUCGGUGUAGCACACAGUCCGGAUUUCGUGGUCCGUGAUAGAUUCUGG
Molecule: messenger RNA, 2848 nt
Organism: Amoebophrya sp. A120
Lineage: Eukaryota; Dinophyceae; Syndiniales; Amoebophryaceae
Source: the annotation of a GenBank genome assembly